This is a messenger RNA of Psylliodes chrysocephalus, 990 nucleotides long. The record is from the annotation of a GenBank genome assembly. NCBI's taxonomy places the organism in Eukaryota, Metazoa, Arthropoda, Insecta, Coleoptera, Chrysomelidae.
AUGACAGAAAUAUCAACUAAGGAAGAAACGCUUGUUCUCCAAAAUGGUCAAACAGAUCACCAAGAAAAUCGGACGAAAAGAUCUGGAGGUUUAAUGAAGUUAUCCAGCUAUGUAUUAGCCCUACGUCCAUGGUCACUUAGUGCAAGUUUAAUGCCUACUUUAUUAGGAUCGACGUUAUCUUACAAGUAUCCUGGAUCUUCAGACUUUAAUUAUAUUACUUUGCUUCUAACUGUUUUGACAGUUGUAACAGUACAUGGUGCCGGGAAUGUAGUGAAUACCUACUUUGACUAUGUAAAAGGCAUUGAUAACAGAAAAUCAGAUGAUAGAAUUCUUGUGGAUCAUAUACUGUCUAAGGAUGAAGUUGUGUCCUUAGGAGCUAUGCUAUAUUUUGCAGGAUGUGUUGGGUUUAUCCUACUUGCCAAUCUAUCUCCAGCAAAAAUGGAACAUUUAGCUUUGGUGUAUUUUGGAGGAUUGUCUUCAAGUUUUUUAUACACUGGUGGUAUUGGUUUUAAGUAUAUAGCUCUUGGAGAUGUGUUAAUUUUAAUAAUAUUUGGCCCUAUAUCUGUUUUAUUUGCAUUUAUGUCACAAACUGGAUAUCUGGAAUGGGCUACCAUUUACUAUGCCAUACCUUUAGCAUUAAACACAGAGGCUAUUUUACACAGUAACAAUACUAGAGAUUCAGAGUCAGAUAAAAAGGUUGGAAUUGUAACUUUAGCUAUUAUAAUAGGACAUACAGCUUCUCAUGUACUUUACGCUUUUCUGUUAUUUACUCCUUAUAUUAUGUUCAUGGUAGUUUCAUUGAAAUAUUCAAAAUGGUUCAUGUUACCACUAAUUACCUUACCUGAAGCAUUUAAAAUUGAAAAGCAGUUUAGAUCUAAAGAUAUUCAUAGUGUUCCAAAAAAGACUGCAAAAUUAAACUUAUUUUUUGGCAUUCUCUAUGUCAUAGCAUGUAGUAUGGUAUCUGAAUUACCUUAUAUUAUAAAAAGAUAA